Brassicogethes aeneus is the source of this 531-nucleotide messenger RNA. NCBI's taxonomy places the organism in Eukaryota, Metazoa, Arthropoda, Insecta, Coleoptera, Nitidulidae. The record is from the annotation of a GenBank genome assembly.
AUGUCCAAUAAAAAAUCCGGAAGAAAGCCGCAACAAAAACGGCCAGCGCCAGAUGAAAGCUCUGAUUCUGACUUUCCAGACAUAAAUGCGGUAGUCGCAGACCAGCAUUCUAACACUAAUGUUUACAAAAUAAAACCGAAAAGACCGACAAACAAGCAACCCAACCCUUGGGAUAGCAGUGAUAGAGAAAUUGAGAAUUGUGAUGAAGAAGCUGAUAAAGUCCAAAACGAAACACGCUGUGAUAGCGCAGUAUUACUGCAUGAACCUAAGGCUGAAGACUUUAUUAUCGCUGAAUUGGGGACAACAAAAGGCGCGAAGAAGAAAUUCGUUGCGAGAAUUGUAUCCAUCGAAGAAGACGGGAGAAAAUAUUGGUGCUCUUUCUUAAGAGCAAGACAAAAAAUUAAAGACGCCUUUGUUUUCCACAAUGCAGAAGAUUUAUUGUUGGUGCAGCAUGGAGAGGUAAAGAAGAUACUUGCUUCUGUCUUAAAACUAAGACGAGGAGGCUUCCAGUUCCCAGGCCACAAAUUUUGA